ACUCGGGUACUCGGCCGUUGCGAGUUGAGGUGAGACAUACAUGGUCUAAAGAACAUGCAUUGAAGCGUCACCAAGUUGUAGCUUUCGCAUAUGCAUCAAUGCAUGUGAUUGCUGUCGAAGAAGGCGAACCCAAGCAACUAUGGGAUCAGUGUCUUACCAAGAUUAACCCGAAGUGUGCAUUGGAUAUAGUUGAGGGUAUUUUUGGAAACGGGACGGUCUCUGACUCUUGUUGUCCAGAACUUAUCAAAGAGGGAAAGUUGUGUUACGACACUCUCAUCAAAUACAUGACGAGCAGGCCGAUUUACAUUGCCCACGAAGCAGAGUAUUUGAAAAAGAGUGAUGACUUAUGGAUUCGUUGUGCUGCUAUUCCCACGAUAGCUUAA
This is a messenger RNA of Tarenaya hassleriana, 383 nucleotides long. RefSeq lists its product as uncharacterized. The transcript is spliced from 2 exons. The record is from RefSeq and is a predicted model, not a curated record. The coding region runs from base 99 to 383 and encodes 94 amino acids. Lineage: Eukaryota; Viridiplantae; Streptophyta; Magnoliopsida; Brassicales; Cleomaceae.